This is a messenger RNA of Verruconis gallopava, 1232 nucleotides long. RefSeq lists its product as uncharacterized. The transcript has 2 exons. Lineage: Eukaryota; Fungi; Ascomycota; Dothideomycetes; Venturiales; Sympoventuriaceae. The record is from RefSeq and is a predicted model, not a curated record. The coding region runs from base 70 to 750 and encodes 226 amino acids.
CUAGGAAAUGAACGUCUUCACCAUACUCUCUCGGCCGGAUUAUAAAUAAGACCCCAGAUUAGCUAUGCUAUGCCCAAUAAACUUGACGCUUUAACUCACCAAACUUUCAGGAUGCUCUCUACUAUUUUCCUUCGAAUUUUCGCAAUAGUUGUAGCUACUGCUGCUGCUGCAGCACUUCCCACGCCCCAAUUUGCAAACUCGUCACGGCCAGCGGGGCAGUUUGCGGCCAGAAAUAUUAUUAGACGCUCCAAUAUUGUUCUCCCAUCAAUCCCAGAGGAGCCGAAUGACCUUUCGUCUCCACGGAUCUCUGACGAUCCCGGUCUUAGUGCAAUGUACCGGGGCAGCACCAAGUCUUCCAAGCGUCAUGCAGAAUCCAAGGGCAUUCCCAGAGAUGGGGUUAUUGAAUAUCCCGUGACGACUAUAGAGCGCCAAUUACCACCUCGGAAUUCUCUCGCGAAACGCGAAGACCAACCUGGACCCAUCCCGGUUAGUAUUGGCAGAGGAUAUAGUUCUAGUGGUAGUAUUGGCAACCAUAUUUCGAAGAGUGGUAGACGCGAAGCACAGCCAGUUGGCCGUGGGGGAGGAACAGGCAGAAAUCGCGCUGAUCCGUACAUUGUUAAAAGGCGCACGCCUGCUGUUCGAGCGGAGCCUCGCUUGCCACCUCGAAUGCUAGUUGUAAAGGCCCCCACAUCUCGAAAUGAUCCUCACGGCGAACAUCCUCUACCUGUGCGAAGUACUCAUGCAGUUUGAAGCGGUUCUGACCCUAACAUGCUUCCAUAUACAGGACGUACACCAUUUCUUUUUCAACGUACCUCCGGAUCACGAGGAGCGUAACGGGAAAAGCCCCAAGGUGGUAGAGAGAUGCAGCGUGCUUUUUGACGAGGUGGACCUCGUAUUGAGGAAGUUUUCGAUAAGGCGGAGAAGUGAGACAAUGCCAGACCUAAUGAUGCCGGUCGUAAGUAGUAAGAGUGAUCGAGUACUAGUUCGGACCUCAUUAUGUCUUUCUUUCUUUGUAUCGGUGGCUCUAUUCUGCCUGGCGCAGAUGCCGCUCGAUUGUACACUAUCGUCAGUCUUUUCGUUACAUGGCUACUCUUAUUGGCACUUUCUCCUCUUUCCUGCAUCGCCAUGUGACGCAAAACCUCGACUUCGUCUAAAUACGGGUCAUGUCUUUCAUAUGCUCGACGCUUUAGGCGUAUCAAGUACUUCAGCCGGUUAGUCAUGCCAUAUGGUCC